UGCAAGCUCACUUCUCAGAAGGACCUUGGCGAUUCAGUGUACCAGACUACUUGCGAUGACAACAAGAUUGCCCCUUCAGUCGAAGAUAAGGAGUUCAUCAAGAUUAUGGAUGAAGAGUUCUUCAAGGACAAUUCCAACAGUUGGGUAGCUCCAUUACCCUUCCGAGUACCAAGGCUUACUAUCCCUAACAAUCGAGGACAAGCUUUAACCAGAUUUGCUGCACUUAAGAAAACUCUCUGUAACAAACCAGAGAUGCAAGAGCACUUUCUAGCAUUUAUGCAGAAGAUUUUAGAUAACGUUCACGCUGAACCAGCACCAGACCUGUUGCCUAAAUGGGAGAAAUGGAGAAACUCCAUGAAAGUACUGAAAGAACCUAAUAUCCCACGCUGCUAUUCACCCGCUUCAACUUCAAGAAGUCUGAGGAAAGAGAUUCACGUCUUUUGCGAUGCAUCUACCGAGGCUAUAGCGGCUUAUCUUAAGAUCAUAGAUCCCUCCGGGAGAUCCAAUGUCGGUUUUCUACUAGGAAGAGCCAAGUUAGCUCCAAAACCUGCUCACACUAUUCCAAGAUUAGAAUUGUGUGGCGCAACCCUAGCUGUCGAAGUCGCAGAAUUCCUGCAAAAUGAAAUGGACGCUGAAAUUGAUCAGGUUAAGUACUACACCGACAGCAAGGUCGUACUUGGCUACAUAUGCAACAGCGUAAGGAGGUUAUAUGUGUACGUGUCCAACAGGGUAGAACGUAUAAGAAAAGUCAGUAGACCUGAACAAUGGAACUAUGUCCCGACUGGUUUGAAUCCCGCAGACAUUGCAACGAGGUCAGUGUCAGCAGUUGUCCUCACGCAAACCAUUUGGUUUUCAGGACCCAAGUUUUUAUCGGACCAGUCUUCUACAAACUCAAAAGAAGAUAUCGAUUUCCACCUGGUGGAUCCAGAUACUGAUCCAGAAAUCCGCCCUGAAGUGAUAACAUUGAGUUCCAACAUCUGCUCAAGAAGAAACUUGGAAGCAAGACGCUUUAAACGUUUCUCUUCUUGGAAAAGAUUGGUCAAGACUAUAACAAGAUUGAGACAUAUUGCCCAGACUUUCCGCAAGCCCAAUCAGACAUCGUCUUGUCAUGGAUGGCACACUUGCAAGGAGUCACCCAAUGCGUUAGAGUAUGAGAACGCAGAAUUAUUCAUCAUACGUCUUGUGCAAGAAGAAGUCUUUGCAGAAGAGAUUAGAUGCUUGAGAGGCAAUAAACCAGUCUCAAAGAGUAGCCCACUAUUCCAACUGAAUCCAAUAAUCGACAAUGAAGGCAUGCUUCGAGUCGGUGGACGACUAAAUAAGUCAAACCUGCUAAAAGACCAGAAAGCUCACCUUAUCCAGUGGCCAGUUGGACUUAUUACAAAGGCCAUCACCAGUGAUGAUGGAAGAGUCCGAAGUGUGGAAGUCAGGAUCGUUAAGGAUGGGGCUUCAAAAACCUUCCUGAGACCAGUCACAGAGACAGUCCUAAUAAUGCCUGCUUCCAAAAAUUCUGAUUCAGUGUUAUGUGAAGGAGCCACUUAGGACCUUUAAUAUAGCUAGCUUAUAGACUUGAGAAGGCUAGAUAGCAUGUUACUGUAUGCAAUGUUAAUAAUAUGUAAAAGAAAAACAAUGUAGAGUAUAGUGGUAUCUCACGAUACCAGGCGGGGAGUGUGCUGUCACGCAGCU
This is a messenger RNA of Rana temporaria (common frog), 1683 nucleotides long. RefSeq lists its product as uncharacterized. The coding region runs from base 106 to 1539 and encodes 477 amino acids. The record is from RefSeq and is a predicted model, not a curated record. The transcript has 2 exons. Lineage: Eukaryota; Metazoa; Chordata; Amphibia; Anura; Ranidae.